AUGUGGGAGAAAGACUUCGACGGUGGCAGUCAGCACUGGAACCCUGGCGCCGCCGUCCGCCACUGCAGCGAUGGCCCUUCUACCAGCAAUAGUUCCUUUCUGCAUGUGACUACGGCAGGUUGGGUAGCUGCCAAACGCGACCCAGAUUGCCGAUUCUUCAACACGGAUCUCGAUGCGCCUUCCACAAGAAGUCAGGCGAAUUUGGAGGACACUGUGGUAUUUAUGUCGAGGGACGAGCUUGAACAUUGCUCUCCUUCUAGGAAGGAUGGUAUCAAUCAUCUGCGAGAGACGCAUCUCCGCUACUCAUACUGUGCAUUCCUCCAGAACUUAGGCAUCCAACUCAAUCUGUAAGUUGCCCUUCUGUGUACUCUCGUUAUCUCAAUCUGUACAUUGUCCGUCUGUUUACUUUCUUUAUCUCAAUCUGUACGUUGCCCGUCUAUUUAUUUUCUCUAUCUCUAUCUUUAAGUUGGCCGUAUGUUUAUUUUCUUUAUCUCUAUCUCUAAGUUUGCCGUAUAUUUAUUUUGUUCAUCUCUAUCUUUAAGUUGGCCGCGUUUUUAUUUUCUCCAUCUCAAUCUGAAAGUUGUCCAUCUGUUUAUCGUAUUUAAGUACCUAAUUGGGUAGCUGUGGCUUCUGCUUUUCUUGAUUGUACAGGCCUCAAACGACGAUUGGAACUGCAAUGGUGCUCUGCCACCGUUUUUUUGUUCGCAGAUCUCAUGCUUGUCACGACAGAUUUGUGAGUUCCGAGUCCUUAUUUCUUAUCUUCCUUCCUUUUUAUUUUUAUUCUCUUCAUACUUUGAAUUUCUUAGUCGUCGAAUUGCAGUCUUAACUCUCUGUCCUUUUCUAAUUUUUGUGCAGUUUAAAUGGAUAUUAUUAACCUAUUAUUACGGUUUUACGAUUGCUUGUAAAUAUUUACAUCACAAUAAUGUAUUUCUGCAAGGUUUCAUAGGCAGAGCACUGCUCCAACAUCUCGUGAUAUGCUGAAGAACACAAGAGAUUUCUGCUUUGGUGAUAUUAUAAGUUUCUGUCAUAUUCUCGAGAGAUAUUUGGGAGCAGGGCAAUCAUUGGGAAUAAGGCAUCGGGCUUUUGUCGGCCCAGCUCCCAUCAGUUACUUGCUGGCAAUGGCGGUGAGCAUUGGUGAUGAUGAUUCUUUGCUCGGACAGGCACAUGAGCAUUGGCACCGAAUUCCAGAACCAUGUCUAGCUGAAGAAACUGUAGUCUUCACCGACCGCACCUUGCCUUUCAGCCUGUCACUCUUAAAUAAAUUCUGGAGAUCCCAAGAUUUCUGCACAGUUAAAAAGGGCAGGACCUUGAUGUCACCUUGCAGAUCGUUGGGAAGGUUGACAUGUACCCAGUGUCGAGCUGGACCAGAAUAGAGGCCCCAAAUUCCAAAGUAGGGUAGAAAGAUCAGAUACUACUGUUGUCUGAGAAUCUUUCCAGCUCCCAACUCUGCAUGACAUAUCUUUUUUGUUCUCCUCUCCUGCGUCACCCCUGAUGCUGCUGUGAUCCUUCCAAAAACGAUCUAUCAACAUUGUCAGCAUCCGUGGGGGAUGAAACCAACACCCCCCUCCCCCCUUCCAUUCUGACUUCCCCAACCUCAGUUCUGUGUAGCUGGUGUGCAAUUUUAAAUACCACAAUUUUUACCUGCAAAUGUUAAUCUAGCCUCAACAUGACAUUUCGUUAGUUUCAUUGAGAUGUGGUUGCUGAAAAGACUUGGGACACAAAAAUUCCUUUCAUCAAGCAGUGCUUGUGGGAAAAUUGUAUGUGCUCGGCCACUGUUUGUGGCCGUCAUUUGAAGGUGAAUAUAGAAGAGGAUUUCAUAGGUUGGAGGGAGGGUCGGCUAGAUUGCUUUUCAUUUAGAUAUACAUUUUCCUUAGAGAUGUAGCUUAUGAUUCUAAGUAAACUAGCCGUACUUCAUGACAGUGUCAUGUCUUAUCAUUCAUGUUACUCUUCGGAUGAUUAGGACGAAGAGUAUUCAUUUUCCUUAGAGAUGUAGCUUAUGCUCUGAAUUGUGAGGGUGACUUUCGGUUUGUAAUGAUGAAGGUCUUAAUUACUUGAUUUUAGGAGGCAAUCUAAUCUCCUUGGUCUUGACUGUGAAAAUAUUACAAAAUUUUCAUCAGUCAUAACCUGAAUACUCUUUUUAAUAUUUAACGAAAUGUGAAAUUAUCCACUCUCAGGGAGUGGCUUAAACCAGAAUGAACGAAAAACUUGGAUCCUGAGUUGAUUAAGUGUUUUUUUUAUUGCCUUCAAAUCUGCUGUCGUUUGUCAUUCAGUGAAGUUAUCUAGUGUCGGAAAAAGUAUUAAAACAUUAUUUUAGGACAUGUUUUUCAGAUUCUUGCCCCUUUCUAUUAAAAUAUAUGUAUCUUUAAGUUUUUCUGGAUUUCAAAAACCUGAAAUAAUUGGCUUAUGUUAAGUAUGAUUUCUUUUAAUUCUUUUAUCUCUAUGGUUUUAUAAAAGUUAAUGUCUCUUAUUUUGUAAAGGCAUGCGUUGUUUUUAAUGUCAAGUGCCUGUUUGUGGAUAUUUUUUUGACAUGUUAUCUGCAUAGCAUUCCAAUUUAGAAUUAAAUUAUUUUCGACUACUAAUUUAGUUCAAUCUGCAGUUGAUUGCAACAGCAGCUCUAUUCCUUGCAGCAAAGUCGGAGGAGACACCAUGCCCUUUAAACACUGUACUCAGGGUAUCCUGGGAAAUAUGUGAAAAACAUAAUCCUGCUGUUUUUCAAUGUUUACUCCCUAUUGUGAGUAUGCCUUUGGAGUCACUUUUAUUCAUUUUUUUUUUAAGCUUGUUUAGCCAAAAUGGACUUAUUCUUUUAGGCAAAAUGGGGAUUCAUUUUUGGCAUAAUGGCUGAUUAAAGUUCUUCACUACUUUCCAUAGCAUAUAAUGCUUGUGAAAAUCACUUUUUAUAAAAAUAGUUUGUGCGCCUGAACACUGUGUAAAUGUAACAGAUUAAAAUACAGACAGGCACCCUUGUGAAUACACUAUCCAUUCAUCACUUAAUAACUGUUUGUAGAUAGAAUGUUAGUUGUGAUGCGAAAUUUCUAGUCUGAUGCAAAUGUUGAUGUGCUCAUUUUUUCCACAAAUAUCAUUCAUUGUGCAAAAUGUGCCACUGAAUGGUCUGAGCCUUUGUGUAGGCCAUUGUUUUAAUGUGUCAUUUUUAAUGGAUCACGGGAAUUUUAGAGUGUCCAAAAACAUUAUUUUUCUAAUUAUCCCUUUUCCUUAAGGUCUUGGCCUUGGCUUAGUUGGUAGAGAGAUGUGAGGAGAGUAGUUUCAUGUAAAUAAGUUCACUCUCCAGACUUCUUUUGCUAAUUAACUCACGUCAUCAAAUUAUUUUCUAAAGUAUCUAUUGCAUUGAAAAUAAAUAUGAGCAGAAAUUUUAUGGAUUUUGAUCUGCUUUCUUUUGUUUGUUUUGGCAGGACUGGUUUGAACAAUAUCGAGAGUCUGUCAUUGGUGCAGAGCACAUGAUACUGACAACCUUAAACUUUGAACUUGAUGUCCAACAUCCUUAUACGCCUCUUAAAUCUGUCCUCCACAAAUUAGGGCUUUCCCAAUCGGUUCUGCUGAAUUUGGCUUUGAACUUAAUAAAUGAAGGGUGAGCAUCUUGGUUUCAGUGAUGCUUACAUAACUGAUAUUAUAGAGAUGCCCGUUCUUUUCUUUAUCGUGAUUUUUUUGGGAAGAUUUUUGUUCAGCUUGGUAACAUAUUUUGAGGUCUUCAUUUUAUCAAAGGAAAGACCCUGGACAGAAAGGCAUUCAGUAUGAACUUUCUCCAAAUUAUGGAUUCUAGUUGAUAUUUAAAUGGCCCAUGUAUGAUUAGUUGGAGCUGGCCCAAGUAUAUGACUCUACGAUCGACACCAAAUUUGAUUGUGAUUCAUGGCCGUUCAUUUGUACAAGCGCAAGUUUUUAGAUUUUAAAUUGACAGCCUUUUUCAUAAGUUUCCAGUGGUUCAUCAAUUCCCAUUUCAUCUCUCCAUAUCUGCCGCUGAUAAACGGGUUUGAGUAUGAUCUUCCUGUGUCAAAUUUUGUGUUAUUUCUUCUCUAGAGAAUUGUUUCUUCACGGGAUAUUGAUAUUUUUGGUUGGGAUAAAUUGCAGGAUCUUCACGAGAAUCUUGUGCUCUCCUAUGUGAUAUUCUUAGCUGGAGGAUAGAUAAUGCUGUUCAUGGAAAGCAUUGUUUUAUUGCUGAAGUUGCAAGUGGUUUAUUUUGAUACAUUUUAAUGAGAUUUGGGAGUCAAGAUCGCUAACUAGUUUUUUCCGAUACCAUCUAGUACUGCCUUCUUGGUAGUCUAUUUGUGUAUGCAUAAGUAAUUUUGAUUUUUUCUUUUUAUCAUUUUUAAUUUUUUUUUCCUAAGUUUACCUGUUUCACACUUUUUCCUUCAAUGUGAACUAUUUUUAUCAAACCCUUUUUUAUUUUCCUUUUAAUUUCCCGGUUUUGUGUCCUACAUUUCUUAUUAUUCCCCAACAAUGGUUUUACCUGUUUUUGCUGUUGAUUAUUUGAUCAAGAUCAAAUCUUUAUGGCUUUCUGUGAUUUCAACUAUUAUUGGCAGAAUCAAGCAAAUAUCCGUUCACCAUGAGUAACAUAUAUUACCAAUCAGUAAGAAAUAAUUUAGUGUUUUUAAUCUUGAAUCAACUAUUAACUAUCCACGACAUGUCUGGUAGUGUCUCAUCCACAUCUGCCUUUGCUCCAAGGAAAUAGAUCAAUCUCCACCUCCCCACCUCCCCCGAAAGAAAAAGGAAAAAGAAAAGAAAGGGACAUUACCAUUUAUUGAUACCAAAUUGAUUUCCUCGGACUUGGCUUCAUAUACUGAUUACUCUCCAAAAAUGGUUAACUUUUUUCAGUACUACCUUUUUACUCAUUUCUCACCUAAAUUUUUUUAAAAAAGAAAUCUCUUCAUCGUUCGUUUCACUUCAUAUACCUUUUAUUUCGUGCAUCUAUGCACUUUGUCUUUCCAUUUUUUUUUUUUAACUCCGUCCACCAUCUACUUGAAUGUGGAAUGAAUCCCGGGAAAGUUCAGACAAGUGGGUGAUAGAGAUGUCUCAAUAUACUUGAAUUAUUGUAAAUGUGUGGUCACGGUGUCACACCUAUAUUACCUCAAGAUGUUUGUAUUUAUUUGCAGCAUGAGGAUGGUAAAGAGAGGCCAUCUUCUUUGGAGUUGUUGACCUGGGUCCCCUUUUUUCAAUGCCCAUGAAUUGCUUAAGGGGAUUGGCUGUAAUGAGCAUCCAGGCAUCUCUCGCAAAUGCCCUUUUUUUUUUUUUUUUUUUGGGUGGGGGUGUUUACGUCACAACGUCACUGGAGAUUCCUCAUCUUCAAAAAGGUCGUCGAUGGCAAAGGAUUCCUGGCCUUUCCGAAAUUUUCUUUGUUCUCUGACUUGCGUCAGAUUAGCGGCAUUCAACAAACCUAGAUCACCCCACACGUGUUGAUUAUACAUUUUAAUGGACAUAAUUGGCCUUCGGCUGAUAAACAACCUCUAUGAUGAAGUAUGGGGUCACAGCAUUGCUGAUUUAAAUGUGGACGCUGAGAACUUCCCCUAUUCAGAAGAGGACUCUUUGAGUCUUUGGAUCUUGAUUGCCAAUUUGCUUGACAUCUUUAUGAUGCUUGCCUGUGUUGAUAUUUCCUUAAAGAGUCAAUAGCUGGACUGAGGACCAGUCAUAGGUAUGAUUUUGGAGGGUUCCUAUCGCGUCUACUUGACAUAUGACGGUCUGUAUCUCUACUGUUUCGCUUUGUACUUUAUUUUCUGGAUUUCAAUGUGCACCAAGCAUGAUGGGUCCUGAAGAUGACUAAAUAAUCAGAUGCAAUCCAAAGAGCUCAGCCUACUUCUAGUUUUCUCUCCUUGUCAGCACUUGAGGCAGAAAGAUUUAUAUUCCACUGGGCAUCUUAUUUGCUAGUUGGUAAGGAAAGAAACACUCAGUGGCUUGUUUGCUUUUCUGUAUCUCUGUGUAAUUUUUCUCUCCCAGCCUAUAAGUUCCCAAUGGUAAUGUUUUGGCACUAUGAUACGUUCUGCCUUCUGAUGGAUGGUUUAUUUACGAUUUCUCAUGAGCAUUCUUGGUUAAUGAAUUAGAGUGUAGCGGAGUCUAUCAUUCAGCAUUCAAACUCUGUAUUAUUUUUCAGAUUAAGAAGCUCACUUUGGCUCCAAUUCAAGCCUCAUCAUAUAGCUGCAGGGGCUGCAUUCCUAGCCGCCCAGUUCCUCAAUUUGGACCUCGCUUACUACCAAGGUAUCUGGCAUGAGUUUCAGACCACGCCCUCCAUUCUUCAAGGUAUGGUGUAUGGUGAUGCAUUCUCUGUACUGCGGCAGCCUCCUUAUAGAAAAAAAAAAGUGUGAUAACUACUGAUUUACUUGAAUUGCAGAUGUUGUCCAGCAGCUGUCUGAGAUUCUCUGAGAUGUGAAGCUGUUGUCAGUGACGAUGAUGCCAAUUACAAAGGUCCUGCGAGCGAUUUUAUAAUGUGUUGGGUCAGCCAUAGUCAUCAGAGUCCUCUUCUCUCAUGAGUGAUGUGAGCAAAAUAUGUCAUGGCGCGACCUUUUUUUAAUGCAAAUUUGUUCAUUAGCAGCAGAUUCUAUACUUAUGAAUGCUGUUGUACACAACUGAAGAUCAUCUCAUUUUUCCUCAGGAUCUGUCUUUGGAUGAGAGAGAGAGAGAGAGAGAGAGAGAGAGAGAGAGUCCCUAAACCCCCCAGCACUCUAGUGUUAUGCUAUUAGAGGAAGGCACCACUUAGAACUCCCAGGCAGCCUGAAGUGUGGAGUUGGUGUUUCAACGCCCUCAACACCAUUAGAUUAUAAUACAAUAGGAGACUGCUGUAUCAAAUGGCAACUUUCUCUCCAUGGUUAUUUUCAUCAUCUAAUCAUAUUGUCUGAAACCUAUUGUUGCACAAUGCUCAUGUACAUGGACCUCAUAAAAGCCAUAGUUGUUGAGUUUGGUGCUCCCAUAAAUGCUUCCAUGCUUACUGCUUCUGCCCAUUUUGUACAAUCCCAAGUGAAGGUUAAGAAACCCACAUUUUUACAGCAUCCAAAACAUGGGAGCCCUGGCUUUCCAACAUUGAGUCUAAAGUCAUGUUCAGAUGCCUAA
Spirodela intermedia is the source of this 7047-nucleotide messenger RNA. The record is from the annotation of a GenBank genome assembly. Lineage: Eukaryota; Viridiplantae; Streptophyta; Magnoliopsida; Alismatales; Araceae.